GUUAAUAUUAUUAAUCUAAAUAUUGUAGGGUUUUUGAUAAUAAUAAUUGUAUCCAAAAAAUCAUUUAAUGAUGCAUCAACGUGCUGUAGCGUCGUAAGAGAGAUUUAAUUAGGUCGCAGCGCAAUAACGAAUUUUUGUCGGCUUCUCCAUCUCUCUCUCUCCCUCGGCAACAUUCUACUUAUACAUUAGUAAAAUAUAAACGUGCGUCCGAUGGUGGUUGCGCAAUGACUACGAAUGAUACGGGGUCGACGUAUCGGAUGACGGAAACUGGUGUCUCUCCGGAGGCUUUCUAAACUGCUUUUUCUCGAGAUCGAGCCACCUUUCCCCUCGCAAGGUGUGAUGAACAGAUGAUGGCACUCGAACCCGCUUUCGAUUUAUCAAGAGCCAUAAAGAGUCAAUAAAGUGGCGAGUGCACAGUUUCUCAGAACUGACAUAUCAUCAGGAUUAACUAUAUCGAUAAUGUAAAAACGUGCGAUAGAACGAAGCACUCGCUAACAUGUCUGACAUCAGUUAUGUUUUAAAAGUCAGACUUUUAAGUUAGUUAUUUGGUUACUCGGAAAAGAGAUCUCUGAUAACAGAAAUGAAUACUUAUAAAUAAUUAGCGUGCAAAAUUCUAGAAAAUAGUACUUGUUUUCCAAAUUAAUUAAUAUAUUGCGAGCAUAUAUCUAAUAUGUAUAUUUAAAAUAUAUAUUUAUGUGUAUACCUAAAAUAAAAUCGUAAUAAAUUUUACAAACAUAAUACUUCAUUUCGUUCAUUUAUUAUUAUUAUAUCCAUUUUAUUCUCUCUUAUAGUACCUUUCACUCAUCCGACUUUAAUAUUCUUCACAUGAAACGAUGAUAAAUUGCUGUAUAUGAAAUGUUCUAUCUUGAAAGCCGUACGAUACAGGUAUAUAAAUGUGCUGGUUUCUUUUCGAGUACUGCAGGAGGUCAGACAUGCUCCAAGAUAUUUCGCAAAGAUUAUCAAAGUGAGUGAGUCGUUAGAGCUUAUUAUUUAUUUUUUUAUUUCCUCACAACCUUCGCAAGGGUACAUGUAACGUUCCUCGAAAGUAAAUAAUAAAAGUCUCUCUCGAAGCUGCUUUUCACGAGCGCUAUUAACGUAAUUUAUUAUCGGGGUCAAAGUGAUCUCAUCCUCUUGGUUAUCCAAAUUUAACCGUGGCAAUUGAGGGCUAAACCAGUUAAGUCUCUACGAGCACAAAGAAACAAUAUGCCGCCCAUUUCUGCAGCUACCAGGAACCGAAACGUUAUAAAUGUUCGAUUCGUAUCACGCUUACGCCAGUAUCAAUCAUCGUGGAUCACGCUGCUCGUCCGCAGAACCAGGACGAUUGGCCGAAAAACUAAUCGACCGUUUCAGCGAAUCUUUCGGAAGUGAGCCGCAAUUUCCGUCUACGUGAGUGGACGGAGAGUGAACUGACAAACUCUAAGAACGUCUCGAAUAAUAAGCAGCGUUAAUUUUGACUCUCUGAAAUGAAGUUAAAUCGUUACGAGAUGAAGAAAAAUAAUUUUGAUGAAGUUGUAGUUUCGCGAUGUUCCAAUUCAACGAUCGCUCUCCAGAGUCGUGUAACUCGACUAAGGUAGCUUUAAAAGCUUUCAGAAUCCUUUAAUAAAUCUUAAAAGAACAUUGUUAUCAAAUUCCAAUAAUUGUGCUAAAAUUAAAAUUAUUUCUUGCUUAGUGAUACAAGAAGCACAUUUAAUCAAACUAUAAUUGAUUGCCAUUGUUAUCUUUACUUUUCUUCACAGCUGGCCUCAAUAUAAAAUAGAGUUACAUUAUCUACUACAACUAGAGUCAACAAUUUGGAGACGCUUUUUGGUGAAUUGCCAUCCGUCUUUGUGGUGAAAUAUCGAAUGACAAAGCGAGAACGAAAGAAGAUCACAAAACGCCUUCGAAAACUGAGAAGAGAGGAAAAGAAGAGCCUUCUCUCUCGAAUUCUAUCAUCCAUUGGGGAUUGGGUAUCAUCAUGACUAUUUCAACUGCGUCGACGACAGGCCUAAACGGGUCAUCGGAGUUACGGCUAACGAAUCGCUCAAGAAGAGAUCAGCGAUGCGGAAAAAGAAGAUCCACCAUCUGGACCGUCGGUGAUCUUAAGCCAGCGCGAUGCGUGCAUUAGGAGUUGAAGAGCGAACGCAUCGCUGUUGCUUGACGCGCGAUCAGUAGCCCACGGAGUCCUACGCGAAAUGCGUGCGCACAAUUCUGAUAGGAUGCGAUUUUUCUGACUUUCUAACGAUCCGUAGCGGAAGAGACAGGGAGAGCAUUCUUGGAAAAAGUGUAUUCAAAUUAAAUCGCUGUUGUGACUGAUAAUUGUUGAUAAAACUGCCAUAAGUGAUAAAACAUGAGGUUGCAACUGCGACGUAUAAGGGUUGUGCAUAUUUUGAUGAUACUAUUAUUCGUAUUCGAGUUUUGCACAAGUAACAACGAUAGCUGGACAAACAGUCACGAGAAGAAGAUGCAGAUAAUUAAGAAACUAAGAAAGGAUUUUCGGAAACUGAAGAAGCAAGAAGGAGCGUUGACGUUGACAGGAAGCGAGAACGGCGAUUACGAAGGAAACGUGGAAAUACUUCACGACGGGAAAUGGGGCAGUAUAUGUGACGACGAAUGGGACGACUUGGAGGCCGGCGUGGUUUGCAGGCAAUUAGGCUUCAACGGUGCAAUUAAAGCAACGACAAACGGCCAGUUUGGUCAAGCUAGAAGAAGGUAUUGGAUGGACAACGUUUACUGUGAUGGAUCGGAAGAUGAACUCACAAGAUGCCGUUUCGACGGAUGGGGCGUCUCCGAUUGCAGUAGCAACGAAGCCGCUGGCGUCAUUUGCACACGCAACGAGGAAGCGAAAGCAUCGUCGGCCACGGUCCCGGAAGAGAAGCCACCAAAAGUUAAAAUAAAGGAUACAUACCAACAAGGGAUAGCGUUACGGUUAUCCGGAGGACGUAUACGUUCUGAGGGCCAAGUAGAAAUUAAAUUGGGCAAUGCAGAUUGGAGUGUUGUCUGCGGCGAUGGUUGGUCCAUUCUUGAGGCCGGAGUGGUUUGCCAACAAUUGGGUCUCGGUUAUGCCUCCGACGCGAUACAGAGCAAUUUUUUCGGCAACAAGGAAGCAAUGCCGAUGUCGAUCAGCGGGAUAGAAUGUCAGGGAAACGAGAAAAAUCUGGCGGAGUGCCUACACGACAAGGUUGUAGACUGUCCAGGAACCGCGGAGAACGUUGCGGGGGUGAUAUGUCAACGGGAGAUGGCCGAUCUCGUGUUUGAUCAUAUCGAGCUGAUGCGCACGGCACAUCUGGAGGAUCGCCAGCUCUACUGGCUGCAGUGUGCGAUGGAGGAGAAUUGCGUGGCUUCGCAGGCCUACAAGGUGCAACGGGAAUCCGGGAAUUGGUACCUGGAGACGAGACGAUUGCUGCGUUUCACGGCGAGGAUCUUGAACACGGGCACUGCCGACUUCCGUCCCUCUGUGCCAAAACACCUGUGGGAAUGGCACAUGUGUCACAUGCAUUAUCAUUCGAUGGAAAUAUUCGCCACUUUCGAUGUGAUCGAUUCGAAUGGCAAUAAAGUCGCCGAAGGCCAUAAAGCGUCCUUCUGCCUCGAGGACAAUCAAUGCAUGCCCGGUGUCCAACCCAGAUACAAAUGCGCCAAUUACGGGGACCAAGGUAUUUCCGUUAAUUGCAGUGACAUUUACAAGCACAACAUCGACUGUCAGUGGGUGGACAUCUCCGAGCUCGAACCAGGACACUACACGCUCAAAGUCGCGGUGAAUCCCGAAUUCAAAGUUGGCGAGAUGUCAUUCGAUAACAAUGCGGCGACCUGCCGGCUACUUUAUACGGAAACUUUUGCAACUGUCCACAGUUGCAUAAUGGGACGUCCUUGACAUGAUGCACGCGCGAUUGCGUGGUUCUUUCUAACAGUGGACGAUUUACUCGGGUGAGAUUAAUGUCGGCGCGCUGACGUUGACUGGACGCGACGAACAGGAAGCGACACAUUGCGACUUUAUGAACUUAAUAAAAUAAUUGCACGAUAUAUAGGCCGCUGAUGAAUUUAUAUAAAUUUUAACUAUGAUGUGAGGUAAAUCUCAUAAGAUUAAGGAAAUAGUGACUUUCGAAUAAAAGGUAAACUUGAACGGUG
Messenger RNA from Ooceraea biroi (clonal raider ant), 4101 nucleotides. Its product is annotated as Lysyl oxidase-like 2. Gene Ontology annotation, biological process: peptidyl-lysine oxidation. Lineage: Eukaryota; Metazoa; Arthropoda; Insecta; Hymenoptera; Formicidae. Gene Ontology annotation, cellular component: membrane. Gene Ontology annotation, molecular function: copper ion binding; protein-lysine 6-oxidase activity. The record is from RefSeq and is a predicted model, not a curated record.